CGUGGCUUGGAGGAGUUCGACUACUUGCUGACUUGGACGUCUUCACUUUCAACGGAGCUCGUGACGCCAAACUUAGACGGCGAGCUGAUUUGUGGGCGGCCAUAGAAGGAGACGAAAACUCAAUUUUCGAAAGUUCUUGGAGAGGCGGCGCUUUGCAAACGUUGGAAGGGCAUUCAUUGGAAGUUUGCACGAAAAUCUGCUUUCUUUUCAACCUUUUCAGUGGCCUCCUUCAAAAGAUUCUUUACGGUCCUUGGCGCAAGGGAGGUUACAUGCAGUGACAAUUUGGAAAGCUAGAAGUUGGAAAGAGACACAGAAAGUCGAUUCAUACGUGUGAAUACUGUUGUUUGGAGGGCAGUGGACAGCACCAGGCAGGACCUUCUGGGCACAAUGAUGGGGCUAUGGGAUACCUUUUUGAAUUGGAUACGAAGCUUGUUCUUCAAACAGGAGAUGGAGCUUUCAUUGAUCGGGCUUCAAAAUGCCGGAAAAACUUCCUUAGUGAAUGUUAUUGCGACGGGCGGGUACGACGAGGACAUGAUUCCCACGGUUGGGUUCAAUAUGCGGAAAGUUACAAAGGGAAAUGUCACAAUCAAACUGUGGGAUCUGGGAGGCCAGCCCCGGUUUAGAAGCAUGUGGGAGAGGUACUGCAGAGGGGUGUCGGCCAUUGUGUAUGUUGUCGACGCUGCCGACCACGACAACAUAAAGACCUCGAAGGACGAGCUGUACGAGCUGCUGAGCAAGCCGUCACUCGCGGGUAUUCCACUGCUGGUGCUGGGGAACAAGAACGACAAGCCAGAGGCCCUCAGUACCGGGGCACUCAUCGAUGCCUUGGACCUCCGCUUGAUAACGGACAGGGAGAUUGCAUGCUACACCAUCUCGUGCAAGAACGCAACCAACAUCGAUAUCACGUUAGACUGGCUGGUCAAGCACUCUAAGAGCAAGAGCUAGCGCAUGUAUAUACAACAGUUCAGCUUGGUAUUGUGGACAUUCCGCUAAUCGAUGAGCAUAGUGGUUACUGCUAGUCAAUUGCAAAUACAAUCGAAGUGGUUGGUUACAGUAGUCGGAAUCUGGAGGAUUCAUUCUUUGGUUUUUCCAACCGCAAUCUUUGUUGCGCUACCAACAAGGUUUGGUGGGAAGGUACGAAGUCUAAUGUUCAGUCUGCAGCUCUUGUGCUUAGCAGUUUCUGUGCAAACCAUUGCUCAUGCAGAGUGUGCAUAGAGUACGUGCACCCUUGCCUGAUUGUUACUUGAAAAUAUCAGGAUCCCAUUCGUUCCACAG
Molecule: messenger RNA, 1275 nt
Organism: Klebsormidium nitens
Lineage: Eukaryota; Viridiplantae; Streptophyta; Klebsormidiophyceae; Klebsormidiales; Klebsormidiaceae
Source: the annotation of a GenBank genome assembly